CACCCUCUGGUAACACUGCAUCCAGCUGGAACAAAAAUUUUAAUCAGAAUAGAAUAUCAGUAUUAUAACGCACAAAAAUUCCCCAAGCGAGGGGGCGGAGUCAAAAGCUAUCCAUAUGCUGCUCAAUUGAGUUUCAUUGAGAAAGGAAUCAGAGAAGGGGACUUCCCCACCUUAGAAGCCAACAAAAUCGACUGCGGCACUUGUACAAGGAAAAAAGUUCGGCCUUUAAAAGCGGAAUGAAAUGAAGGUUUAUCUGCGUGGAAACCAGAUUUAAAUCGAGUGGCAACGAACCUUUUAUCACUUCCGAAAGGCAGAACCGAAAAACGUCGCAAAAAUGAAACUGAAACGCUGGCGGCACAAGCGUAAAUAGUUAUUUACCCAGAGAUAACCGAAGGGGAAAGACAUUCACCCAACAGCCGGAUUCGUUUUGGAAAACCUUCGGAAAACAAGCGGAAAAUCAUGCUGGGUCGCACACAAAAACUCCUGUUGGGCAUAUCGAUACUGAUACUAGUCGAUGUGGUUUGGGUCUCCUCCAGCGAGCUAACAAAGUUUCUCUACAAUGAGGCCAAGUUCGACAAACCCUUCUUCUGCACAUACUUCAAAACAUCCAUGUUCAGCAUUUACCUGCUAGUCAUUGGUAUCCUGGCUCCCUGGAAAGAGUCCUGCGAGCGUCAAAAUGGAAACUAUGCUAUGAUGGAGCAGAAUGCAGACGACGAGAAUUAUUACACCAAUCAGGCUGUUUUGGGAGAUCCUACCUAUGUGCCCAUUAGAUCGCCCCACUUGGGAGCCCCAGCCAAUAAUGCCACCUCAAACUCCCUAUCCGGCACCGAAAGCGAUGACUCCAGUGUGAGGAGUGUGCGUUUCAGCAAGAUGGCCGAGGUCAGAGAGAUGUCCGCCCACGAAGCCACCGAUGCUUUGAUGGCCAGGCUCUCGUAUGCCGCCAGCUUGAGAAUCAGGCGGCAGAAGACCCACCACAAGACUGCCAAGACCGCCCUGCUCUUCUGCCUGCUCUGGUUCGCCGCCAAUUACUUCUUUCAGUUGGCCCUGGAAAUGGACGAGACGGCCAUGAUAACGCUGGUCAGCUCAACGUCGUCGUUCUUCGUUAUCUGCCUGGCGGCCGUGUUUCCCUCGGCGACGGGUGACAAGAUGACCAUCACCAAGGUGAUUGCGGUGGCCAUGAACAUUGGCGGCGUGGUUGCCAUCACCAUGAACGACCUGCACGACACAAAGAUGACGCGAGGCGUCCUUUUGGCCCUGUUCAGUGCUUUCUUCUAUGCCGCCUAUCUGGUUUUCGUGAAGCGAAAAAGCGAUACGGAGGAAAAGGUCGAUAUACCUUUGUUUUUCGGUUUUGUGGGCCUCUGGAAUCUGCUGCUAUUGUGGCCGAUUUUCUUCAUUCUCCACUUCACCAAAAUUGAAACCUUUGAGCUGCCCAGCCAAGGGCAGUUUGCCCUAUUGUUCCUCAACGGAUUGAUUGGCACUGUGCUGGGAGAAGCCCUUUGGCUGUGGGGCUGCUUUCUGACCUCCUCCUUGAUUGGCACGCUGGCCAUGUCGCUGCAGAUUCCGCUGGCUAUCAUGUUCGAUGUCCUGCUCAAGAACAAGCCGUAUUCGCCGAUGUUCUACAUGGGCUCGGUACCCAUAUUCGUCGCCCUGGUUUUCGUAUCCCUACUGAUGCGAAACGACGAUUCCGAUCCGCUGAUGAAGCUGUUUAGGAUUGUAUAUAGAAAGGUCUGCCGGUGCCAUAAGCCAAGCAUUGUGAGGGUCAACGAUGACGAGCAGCAGGAGUCGCUAAUAAGCAACAGCGAUUGAACGCACCGAUGAUCGGAGGCUUUUUGCGCUUCUACAAACUUUGAAUGUUGCUCAUUGCAAUGCAAUCUAAAACUUGGCUGUUCACGAGUUCGUUUCGAAUCGUUCUUUAAUCUAUUGGGACAAGUCCUGCACAAUUCCCCAUCUGCCCUGAUUUGUGUUUCUCAUUUGUGCAUUUUCCGUUGGAUAUUAUUAUGUUGCGAUCUUGCAUACAACUAUUUAUUAUAAUCUUACAAGUGUAUUCUCUGUAAAUAGCUUUAGCUCCCACGAAUACCGUUUAUCUAUGUGAUAGUCUACAACGUUUUGCUGAAGUCCACCUAUAAUUUAUUGUAUUUUCUCGGUAUUCACAUUGCGCUUAGCUGUAUAAUUGUUGACUUCUCAAUACAAGAUGAAUAUAAGAAAACAUAUACACAUAUUGAUAACUAAUAACAAUAAAUAAAACUUGUCUACCGUAAGC
Drosophila subpulchrella is the source of this 2260-nucleotide messenger RNA. RefSeq names its product solute carrier family 35 member F5. Gene Ontology annotation, biological process: regulation of peptide transport. The transcript is spliced from 7 exons. Gene Ontology annotation, cellular component: membrane. The record is from RefSeq and is a predicted model, not a curated record. Lineage: Eukaryota; Metazoa; Arthropoda; Insecta; Diptera; Drosophilidae. The coding region runs from base 460 to 1806 and encodes 448 amino acids.